UCCACUCAAAUAUUGACUUCGAGAUUGUGUGUAGUAUGGUGUGUGUGCCUGUGUGUCGCAGGCGAAACAGUAGUCAAGUUGCAAUGCGUUUUUAACAUCUUCUGAAACGGAGUUGCAGAAACAAGAGAAUAAUAAGUGCACGACAAUAAAUUAAGCGUACUAUUGGUGACGAACAAAAAGUCACAAUGAAUUUGCUGACAAGUGUUGUGUUAAUAUUCCUGAUUGGAUAUUCGUAUGCGAGCUUUAAACCGACACAGACCUCCUUCAACGAUCAUGGAGUUCCAAGAUUGGAUUUGGACAGUCUCGAGUCUGGUUAUCACGGUUUAGUGAAGGAAAAUGAGACUCUGGUGGAGGUGACCCCGCAGAUACGUGCAUUGGGUGCGAAAAUUUGCUCGUUCCGCAUAGCGAAUAAACAUCACGGUGAUGCGCCCUUUGAAAUUAUCGUCAAGGAGAGGGGCAUUGCAAAAUUGAGAGCAUUGAGAGUUCUCAAUUGUGAAAAACGGCGGAAUUAUAAAUUCGAUAUAGCUGCUAUCGCUUGCAAUGGAGCACAAUCGGAAAAUGCCACUGUACACAUAACAGUGAUAGAUGUGAAUGAGUAUGCCCCUCAGUUUCUACAGCCGGCCUAUGUUAGUACAGUGGAUGAGGGUCGGCUUUACGAGGAAGUUGUUCGGGUGGAGGCAUCAGACCGUGAUUGUACACCAAAAUUUGGCGAUGUAUGUAAGUAUGAAAUUCUGACAGCUGAUCAACCAUUCGUCAUUGACAAUGAGGGAGCAAUACGAAAUACAGAGCCACUGGAUUAUGAAAGAUCUCACAAUUAUAUUCUGAGUGUUGUUGCUUAUGAUUGUGGAAUGAAGCAAUCAGCACCGGCAAUGGUAACAGUCAAAGUAAAUAGAGUCUGUUCACCGGGAUGGCGAGGAAUUCCUGAGCGUGUAGAUUACGCAGCUGGUGUUGGCUCCCAAGCCUUGAUUCCUUCAGCGAGACUGGAACUCUGUGAUGCACCCUGUAUUUUGAGAAAUUUACGGGCUACAUUGACUCUAGCAACUGAUCACAUUGGCAAGGGUUGUGAUAGAGAUACCUAUGGGGUUAAUAGCCAGAGAAAAUUGUGUGGUGCCUCUAGAGAGAGUAUUGAUCUUCUUCCAACUCCUGGACCUACAACCACUUGGACAUCUUCAUUAUCCCGAGACGAUGGGAGGGAAGCUGAUGAAAUAUUUGAAUUCGAUGGAAGCACUUCAGCCGCUAUUAUUCCAAGGGAUAUUCUCAAUCACAGUUUGGCUCAGAAAUUUACUAUUGGUGUUUGGAUAAAACAUCUACCACAUCCUAGACAGGAUCCACACGUCAAAGAGCACAUUCUUUGUGCUGCCGAUGAUCACAAAAUGAACCGUCAUCAUUAUGCUCUCUUUAUUCGCAACUGCCGAUUGAUACUACUCCUGCGACGAGAUUUUUCCGAAGGUGAUCCCAAUAUAUUCCGUCCAGCAGAAUGGCGGUGGAAGCUCCCUCAAGUUUGCGAUGAUCGUUGGCAUAAUUUUGCUAUACAAGUAGACUUUCCACGGGUAAGCCUAUUUAUUGAUGGUGAAGAAUGGAAUAGCGGAAAUAAAAAUCCCGAGGUCAUAGAUGAUUGGCCCCUACAUCCAGCAAAGGGUGUCAAUACAACUCUUGUAGUAGGUGCAUGCUGGCAAGGUUCAGAUAACAAAACGAAACAUCAUUUCCGUGGUUAUCUAGCUGGUCUAUCAGUACUAGUGGGGGAAAAUGAAAAAGCCAAGGUAUUGACAUGUUUGCGUAGAUGCCAAGAGGGUAUUCGUGUACCCUCAAUGGAUCUUCUCCAGCCAGGCACUCAGUUAUUAACAAACUCAGAUUUAACAGAAGUAAGAAUCGAUGGUGACAAUCAUACAAAUGUCGAGACAUUUUUACGCCGCAUUGGUUAUUCAAAUAGUCGUCGUUUUCCCACUCCCGGUCGACGUAAUUUCCGUUUAAAUACAACAAUAGUGUGUGAAGGUAGCGAGAAACAUCCUUUAACAAUACCUUCAGUACAGUCGUAUGUUACUGUUUUACCACCUCCACGUCCAGGUAUAACAGUAAAUGGUACGUCAUAUGUUGCACGAGAAUAUGCCGAUUUCCGUCUAGGUGUUAGAGUAUUUCCAGAUGCACGUGUCACAGCAGGUACAGCAGCAAGGCUUGACGCUUGUGCAGUUAGUGUUUAUCCAAGCUUAAAUCCAGACCAUGAAACUCUUGGUCUACCAACUGAUACACUCCACCAAUUUCGAUCAAUAUCAACGAGAAUUGACCACGAUGGGGUUGUAUUAUCAGGCGCUGAUACACCUUACAAAUAUCAGCAGCUCAUUCGUUUGAUAACAUAUACCAAUAGAAAACCCGCUUACUAUCUUGAUCGUGUCUUUAAACUCACUUGUUCAGAGCUUAGCGGUAGAUUUGCAAGUAAUGAGUAUGUUCAAACACUUGCCGUCAUUCAUCCUAAGGAGAAACCUACUUCACCACCUCACCAAUCAACUGAAACUCCACCAAUCGCUAAUAUAUUAGAGCCAUUACCUGGCCAUUCACAAUUAUCUAGACAUCAUGCUGAUAUUUCUGAUGAAUAUUCAACUAUAAAUCUUCAUGAAGGAGGAAGUAGUAGAACACUCACCGGCUCUGGGGGUAGUCAUGCAAUAACUAUUGUUGCUGCUGCCUGUAUUGGUUUUCUUCUUCUUAUGGCAGUCGUUGGAGCUGCCAGAGUCCGAGGUGCUGCUAAACAGAGACGUACAGCUGGUGAUGAACUUGCCGCUGAAACUGAAAUGGCCUGGGAUGAUUCUGGCUUAGCCAUUACUGUCAAUCCAAUGGAUCGUUUAUCAGACAACAGUACACAAAAUUCUCAUCAAAGAGAUGAUGAUGAGGAUGAUGAGGAUGCUGAAGAUUCUGCAACUUCUGACUCGGAGGAUGAUUCAUUCAGAGAUGAUGAUCUGGACACUACUGAUUGCGAGAAUGAUUGUGAUUUGACCAAUGGUAGACAUCGACGUCAUCACAAUGCCCCUCAUGAUCUCGAAUGGGAUCACGAUCAUGGAGUUUAAUCAUUAUAAUAUGUCAAUUUAUGACAUUUCAUUAUUGACAUCAUUUUUCAAUGAUUCGGUAUUAAGGGGAGUACUCAACUUUUUAAUAAUAAUAAUAAUAAUAAUAAUAUAUGAUGUGUCAAUGGACAAUAUCAUCAUUGCCAUAAUAAAGAAAAUUCCCCACUUUGUUAAUAUUCCUUAUCUUUCUCCGUUUCGUUAUUAUUUUCAUUUUCAUAUUCUCAUUUUCCAUUUGUUAUGCUUC
Diachasma alloeum is the source of this 3297-nucleotide messenger RNA. It is a transcript of the gene Cals, whose product is annotated as calsyntenin-1. Gene Ontology annotation, molecular function: calcium ion binding; amyloid-beta binding; kinesin binding. The transcript is spliced from 4 exons. Gene Ontology annotation, biological process: positive regulation of synapse assembly; positive regulation of synaptic transmission; homophilic cell-cell adhesion. Gene Ontology annotation, cellular component: cell surface; postsynaptic membrane. Lineage: Eukaryota; Metazoa; Arthropoda; Insecta; Hymenoptera; Braconidae. Bases 186 to 3056 code for a protein of 956 amino acids. The record is from RefSeq and is a predicted model, not a curated record.